AUGGAUGCCUAUCUCAAAGUCGUUCGCGACUUAUCCCAGAAGUUCGAGUUCUUCGAGCUCGUCAAGAUUCCACGAAGCGACAAUGCUCCAGCUGAUGCGCUCGCAACGCUUGCUUCCACAUCAGACCCCGAUCUCCGCCGAAUAAUACCUGUGGAGAGCAUCGAUCGCCUAAGCAUCGGCAUCAAUUCGCUGUCCCUUGCUCCUGUCACAUUCCCUGAAGUCGAGUCCUCAGCACAAGUACCGGCAGAUUCGAACAACGUCUUUGCAGUACCCGCGGCAGCUCCCGCAACAUCACCGACCCCGGUUUUAUCACCCCCAGCUCAAACUCCUAAUACUUCCACCGAAGACGAUUGGCAAACUAAGAUUAUCGCCUACAUCGCUGAUGGGAUAAGCCCAAAGGAUAAGUGGGAAGCUCGACGAUUGCGCGCUAAAUACGCCCAAUACACGAUGUUGGAUGGCAACUUAUUCUGUCAUGACGCUAAUGGCGCCCUCCUCGUCUGCAUCAACAAAAAGGAUGCCAACGACAUCAUUCGGGCGGACGCGCUUUGGCACUUUGAAUCCGUCGCAAUGAUCAUUUCUGGCCAACUAUGA
Molecule: messenger RNA, 591 nt
Organism: Camelina sativa (false flax)
Lineage: Eukaryota; Viridiplantae; Streptophyta; Magnoliopsida; Brassicales; Brassicaceae
Source: RefSeq, a predicted model, not a curated record